UUGUCUACCAGGGGAAUUAGCAGAUCAGCUCACAGAGCAACAAAUGUGGCCCACACCCAUUCAAGGGAGAGAGAGAAAAAAAACACAUUGCGCAUGGGUCUCCAACUUAACACUCCUGUCAACUUAACAGCAUAACAGUUGCACAAAUUCAUCACGGAAAGGGAGUUGAAGGAAAACGUAUUGCUUGACUUGGACUUGUAUUGACUGUUCAUCAUGGAGGCACCAACAACAGCAGGUACAAUAAGCCCCUCGUCAUCGGGAGAGGCCUUCAGCCACAUGGUCAGUCACAUUUUCGGAGAACUCUUCACACAGGCCCCCGUAGCUGAAGUUCUGACAACAACUUCUGCACAUAUGACUGAAACAAUCUCAGACGCUUCUGUGGGAGUUCUGACAACAACUUCUGUACAUAUGACUGAAACAACCUCAGAUGCUUUUUUAGAAGUUCUGACAACAACUUCUGCACAUAUGACUGAAACAACCUCAGAUGCUUUUAUAGUGGGAGCCGCCGCCGUAAAAGGUGUAUCCUUUGAAGUCCUUUUCGCAGGAGGAGUCAUUGUGGUGGUACUGGUGGUGGUACUGGUGCUGGUACUGUGCCACAAGGGCAAGCAUAAGGGCACUUACCACACCAACGAGGCCGAGUGUGGUGAUUCUGUCGACACGUAUGGCGUUGCCUCUUAAAGCGAACUAGAGAUUUUGAUUGAGGAAGAAUAGAAAGAAGUACACUUCAUUUGAAACAGGACUUUUUCCGAUUCUAAACCGGGGCCAGUUGCCAAAUAUUUUCUACGGAAUUGGUAAUGCCUAUGAUGGUCAUCUAAUUUCAAGGCAACAUUUAUAUGGGGCAUACGACCAUCUCAGCUCUGCAGAUUUUGCCACGAAGAGACAGAAUCGUUAGAUCACUUAUUUUUGUAUUGCCCAUAUAUACACUAUAUAUACAAAAUUAUGUGGACACCCAUUAGUGGAUUUGGCUAUUUCAGCCACAUUACAGCCUUAUUUCCCUCAUCAAUCAAUAUACAGAAGCACUUUAAUAAACAAUUAAUAUUCAUUACAUGUGACUAACUUCAAGCUUACAAUUAGUACAGUAGUUAAACCAAUAUUAGAUUGUUGAGGUUUUCGAAAAGAUGUAAAAACUCGAGAAAUUUUACAAUCCUUUUUGUUUUCCUUUAAAAAAAAAAUGUAUACUCAAAAGAUAGUACCUUGUUUGAAUUUCUAUUAUGAGGGUGUUGAGUGAGCUUAAUGUAUAAUAAUGUAUAGCAUUGCUGAAUGUAAUAUCUGUUUUCAAUUUUUUUCUAAAUUGACGUCCAGUAGUAAUCUGAGCUUGUAAAAUUAAAUCAAGGCACAGGCAUCUUUCCUAACGCCUGAAGGUACCAAUAACUGAGAAAAGGAAAUGCUUCGGCGAGGACCAUAGGAACACAAAAAAUUACUUUCAUGAAACUUGACAGACAUUUCACCCAUGACAAUACUGGGAACAAAACAGUCAAAAAAAAUGUCAAUUCUCCUUCUUCUCAUGCAAGUCUCUGUAACUAAUAUAUUACCAUGUGAUUAAAGAGAAGCAACCUUG
This is a messenger RNA of Oncorhynchus mykiss (rainbow trout), 1558 nucleotides long. NCBI's taxonomy places the organism in Eukaryota, Metazoa, Chordata, Actinopteri, Salmoniformes, Salmonidae. The record is from RefSeq and is a predicted model, not a curated record.